Molecule: messenger RNA, 3027 nt
Organism: Dendrobium catenatum
Lineage: Eukaryota; Viridiplantae; Streptophyta; Magnoliopsida; Asparagales; Orchidaceae
Product: ATP-dependent DNA helicase MER3 homolog
Exons: 12
Coding region: 278-1609 (443 amino acids)
Biological process (GO): resolution of meiotic recombination intermediates
Cellular component (GO): nucleus
Molecular function (GO): nucleic acid binding; DNA helicase activity; ATP binding
Source: RefSeq, a predicted model, not a curated record
CUCUCUAUUCUCUCUCUCUUUGACAAUGAUGCGUUGAAUCAAUAAAGUUAUACUUCUGUUGACUCUCGGAUGGAGCAGAUUCAGGGAGUUUGGGUUCCUGGCCGAUUUUAUAGUUACACUAGAUAACGAACUCUCUCUCUAUUCCAGAUUUCUACACAGUUUGGGUUGAAAGGAUAGAUUAUUUGACCUACUUUCCUGAUGAAGGAAUGAGCCUAGGUUAUUUUUUUUUUAAAUUUGGCGCAAAUACGUACGAUAGUUUACACUGGAUUUUGGUGAGAUGAGAUCAUCCAUGGACUCAUAUGCUCUGAGAUCUGUAUUGGAGUUGCCUUCUCCAUUUCGUUCCAUGUUUAGUUUCAGGUACUUUAAUUCAUUGCAGAGUGAAUGCUUUUGUGGGUGCUAUCUUUCCAAUAUAAAUAUGAUCAUAUCGGCCCCAACUGGAAGUGGGAAAACAGUGCUCUUUGAGCUCUGCAUUCUUCGGCUCUUCUCAAAAUUUCUCACUCAGGAGGGAAAGUGUAAUCAUGAGAAAGGAGUUCUUAAAACAAUCUACAUCGCUCCAUCAAAGGCUUUGGUACAGGAAAAGCUUCGCAACUGGAAUAUGAAACUUCCUACAUGGGGAAUUACGUGUUUGGAGUUGACUGGUGACAAUGAAUCUUAUAAUACAAAGAACAUACAUGAAGCUGAUAUCAUUCUAACAACUCCUGAGAAAUUUGAUGCUGUGACUCGUCAUGGAGUUAGAGAUGGCGGGUUAAGCUUCUUUAGUGAUAUUUCACUUGUACUAAUUGAUGAGGUUCACCUGCUUAAUGAUCCACGUGGGGCUGCUUUAGAAGCAGUAGUUAGCAGAGUAAAGAUGCUCUCUCGGAGCAAAGAGAUGACAUCUAGUCCUCUGGCUAAUGUCCGUUUCGUGGCAGUUUCGGCCACAAUUCCAAACAUUGAGGAUCUUGCGGAAUGGCUCCUGGUUCCAUCUGAAGGUAUCAAAAGAUUUGGAGAAGAGAUGAGGCCAGUGAAGCUAGUAACAAAAGUUUUUGGCUAUGCUCCGGCUAAGAAUGAUUUCUUAUUUGAAAAGCGUCUUCAAAACUUUGUUUUUGAUAUCCUCAUGCAAUAUUCAAGAGGAAAAUCUGCACUUAUAUUCUGUUCAACACGAAAAGGAGCACAAGAAGCGGCACAACACCUCUCUCAGAUUGCAUCAAGCCUUGGACAUUCAAAUCCAUUCAUAAGAUCAAAAGAGCAACAGGAAAAACUAAAGGAAGCUUCUGUAUCUUGUGGUGACAAACAAAUGCAAUCAUGCAUUCUCUAUGGUGUCGGCUAUCACAAUGGUGGGCUUUGUCUGAAGGAUCGUAAUUUAGUUGAGGGUCUUUUUCUGAAGGGGGAUCUUCAAGUUCUUUGCACCACAAAUACUCUUGCACAUGGAGUUAACUUACCAGCGCACACAGUUGUGAUUAAAUCAACUCAAUAUUUCAAUAAGGAAAAGGGUCUCUACUUGGAAUACGAUCGAUCUAUGGUAUUGCAGGUUCGCCAUUACUUUAACUGCCGUUCUUUGCUGCUUCUUUGGUUUCAAUGUUCGAACAAUUUGUUUUACAAACAUUUUGAUAACUGGUGGAUUAAGAUUUAGGUGGUAGAAGAUUAUUUUUCUUGUAAAUGCUGCAUCAUUUUGCAAUUUUCCACAACCUCGUGAGGAUUCUUUAUUUAUGUUUUAAUUGCAAAAACUACGAGGUUUUUCUUAUCAAAUAGUUUCCAUAUAUUGAAGUCCACACAUUUUGUAUUUCUUUCAAUUAAAUAUUUAUGUUCCACAUUAUUAUCACUCUUAACUAUUUGCUUAAUAACAUACCCAUUAGCAGUCACCAAAGUUUGAUACACUUCAGGUUAGGUUUUGUUAACAAUUGUUUUGCCAUUUGACAUCCUUUGUCCCUUAAGAAUUUGCAUGUGCUUGAGCUACUGACGGAGAUAUCUUUCAAGACUCCAACAUGGUUACAAGCUUCAUCAAAACCUGAUGUAAGGUUUUGGCACAUGUUAGACGAGUCCAAGAUGGACUGGUCCAGUCGGCCCAGCACCAGGUCUGAUCCCUGGUGUAUUCCACGCGGACCAAGCAAGCCGUCGGCUCCCUUGUGGGGCCCUUGAUUUGAAUGGAAAAUUACAAAGGAGGGGGCAGUUUAGGAGGGCAUUAAUUUUGCGAGGGUUGUUUAGUAAUUAUCAUUAUAUUUUUAUUCUCUAAAUAAAGGAGGAAGGGUUAGGGUUAGGGGUAUGUUUUGUUUUGCUGAAUUUGUGAGUUCUCUAGAAUUGCUUGGGCUCUAGCCAUCGGCUAGGGAUUGGAAGAGCCGGAUCUUCCUCUUGAACUGAAGAUCCAUUGUAUCUUGUUUGUUUUCUUUUACUUUUCAUUAAUUAUCAUGUUUCCCUAGCAUUUUGUCACGGGAUUUAAUCAAUUUUGUUGUGUUAUUUGUUGAAAUUCAAAUUUUCAGCCACUAUCUCUUUGAUUUCUGCGCUUGUUACCUAUCAAAUUAGUAUUAGAGCACUUUCUUGGGCAGCAUAUUUCCCUAAUGUUUUGCCACGGGAUUUAUUCAAUUUUUGUUGUGUUAUUUGCUUAAAUUCAAAAUUUCAGCCACUAUCUCUUCGAUUUUUGCACUUGUUACCUAUCAAAUUAGUAUUAGAGAUCUUUCUUGGGUAGAAAAAUAAGUUGUCUUUAUAAUUUUUGCAAUUGGAUCCUAGAUCCAAUUAAUGGCAACAAAUAAGAUGGAGGUGUUGGAAGGAGAGAUGGAAAAACUCAAGGCAGGAGUUGAGAAAAAAUAUUUCGGUGUGGAGGGAAGACUCUCAGCCAACCGUUUUGGAAACUUUGAAGACAUGUUGAAAAUCAUGCUUGAGAUGCAAUCAAAAGCAUCACCAACAAUUCCUAGGGUGGAACCAAGAUAAAAGGAGAUUCAGGAGGAUGGUGAUGAAUUGGAGUGUUUUCUAUCUAGGACCGCCACAAGGGGCUUUGUUGUUGGGUGGAUCGGGGUAUUCCAAAGGGAGGAUAGCAAGGAGGGAGGCUGAACCCGG